This is a messenger RNA of Haliotis rubra (blacklip abalone), 2164 nucleotides long. RefSeq names its product dipeptidase 1-like. Gene Ontology annotation, molecular function: metallodipeptidase activity. Bases 452 to 1450 code for a protein of 332 amino acids. The transcript is spliced from 10 exons. Gene Ontology annotation, biological process: proteolysis. NCBI's taxonomy places the organism in Eukaryota, Metazoa, Mollusca, Gastropoda, Lepetellida, Haliotidae. The record is from RefSeq and is a predicted model, not a curated record.
CUGACAACAUUGUCGUUUUUUCAAAGCAAAAGAAUAACUUUUGCGAUUUGGAACAGUAUUGAUCACAGUUCAAUACACACUUGAACAAGCGUAAAAAUCUUCAAGGAAGACGUUUAAUUUCUGUUUGGAUUAUUCGUUGUUAUGGAGAUAGGUGGAUCAAAGUCGUCGUUGACGUCGACAAAAGCAUCGUCAUCCCAGUUAUGUGGUGGUAUAAGCAGUAAACGCCUCAAAUGGGGGGGCCGUGAUCGGCGUGGUCGUCUUGGCAGUUGUCAUCGGAGUUGCCGUCGGGGUGCCACUGUCCCAAGGAAAGAGUAAGCGGCAAACUGACGCCUCAAACUUGGAAAGGGCUAAACGUGUUCUCAGUGAAUAUCCGUUGAUUGAUGGACACAAUGACCUGUCGUGGCAGUACAGGCAGUACGCCCAGAACAAGGUGUACCAGGUGAAUCUGAACAUGGACCUGGCGCUCACGUGGAACACCACCCACACAGACAUCAAGAGGAUUCGUGAUGGCCAGCUUGGGGCGCAGUUCUGGGCAAUUUUUGCUCUGUGCGACUCUCAAUCUAAAGACGCGGUGAGACAGUUCCUGGAUCAGCUGGACACCAUCAAGAAGUUCGUGGGCAAAUAUCCGGACACCUUCACGUUUGUCACUACUGCAGAUGGGAUCAUGGACGCCUUUAAUGACGGGAAGGUAGCAAGUCUGCUUGGAUUGGAGGGAGGUCACGCCAUCGACAGCAGUCUCGGCAAUCUGCGCAUGUUCUAUGACCUUGGGGUCAGAUAUAUGACCGUCACCCACAGCUGCAAUACACCAUGGGCCGACAACUGGACAGUUGACAGAGACGACAACCCGGAACACAACGGUCUGACAGACUUCGGCAAGAUUGUGAUCCGGGAGAUGAACCGCCUAGGGAUGCUGGUGGACCUGUCCCACGUGUCCCGCAAAACCAUGAUCGAUGCCCUGGAGGUGACCGACUCUCCCGUCAUCUACAGCCACUCCUCCGCCUUCACCAUCUGCAACCACUACCGCAACGUCCAGGACGACGUCUUGAACCUCACGAAAAUUAAUGAGGGCGUGGUGAUGGUGAAUUUCUUCGACCUUUACAUCAACUGUUUCCCAAACAACCAGACCGUUGCCACGUUGACUCAAGUGGCAGACCACAUCGACUACAUCAAGAACCUGAUCGGAGUGGACUAUGUUGGCAUCGGCGCUGAUUACGAUGGAGUGCCCACGUUACCAGUGGGAUUAGAAGAUGUGUCCACCUAUCCUAAACUGUUUGAGGAACUUGUUAGACGAGGUUGGACAGACGAGGAACUUCAGAAGCUGGCGGGGAGGAAUCUUAUGCGAGUUUUCAAAGCUGCCGAGAAGGUGAAGAUGGACAAGGCCAACCUCCCGCCAUAUGAAGAUCUCAUCGACUAUGAAAAGGUUAAUACCACCUGUCGCACCGGUUUUUAAAUCAACGGCAACGAAUUAAUAAAACAGAAGUCCGGAAACAGCACGACAAUCUCGAAUAUACAACUCAAAACAUGUUAAAGAACGGCCGAUGUUUUAUAUGACUAUUGUUAAUCUAUCAUGGCAGGAAGGUAUUGCAGCUCAUUGCAUGUGACUGUUCCUUAGUUUCUAUUGAGUGGUAUACGUUCGACAGGUUCAUUCCGAUACCCUCUACGUACAUAUGACAUCUCCAUCUGCUGAUGAGGUCGACAACGAGAGGGUCAAUCGGAAUGCACCGGUUACAAGUGAUGGCUAUACACGUUUGUUCCGUCUUUGACUCGCAUAAUGGACAACCUGUGAUCUUGUCACGAAGGUGAAAGAAUACAGUGAUCUAAGUUUGGGGAAUUCCUUGGGGUUUUUUUUCACUUAAAAUAUGACCAGAUCUCAUACGACUACACUGAUGGACACGUAAUCAAAAAGUAAAUGUGCUCCGUUCUUUCAAUUUUGAAAUCAUCAAAAUAAUAAUCUUUGAUUUUAUAUUUCCCUGGAGAAGAGACCUGUUUUCAUGGACCUGUUUGGGGAACCACAUUGUCACAACAUGCAUAUCAGUUUACCUCAGCCAUUGUAUUAUGGUACAACUGUACCGAACUCUGGGACUGACGAAUGCGUCUCAAAAGGUAACCCGAGUAAACUGGGAUUAUAUAUACUACUUAAUAGAAGUAACGGAUCACCCGAUUC